This is a messenger RNA of Bipolaris zeicola 26-R-13, 1509 nucleotides long. RefSeq lists its product as uncharacterized. The coding region runs from base 1 to 1509 and encodes 502 amino acids. The record is from RefSeq and is a predicted model, not a curated record. NCBI's taxonomy places the organism in Eukaryota, Fungi, Ascomycota, Dothideomycetes, Pleosporales, Pleosporaceae. The transcript has 6 exons.
AUGUUUUGGCACCGUGCAAUCGCGAUUGCGCUGUGUGCCAGUGCUUUCACCUUGUCAGCUGCAGCACCAGACAGUACUGCGGACGCAUUAGCCAGAAUCCCACCAUGCGGACUUGAAUGUAUCGCGGAGAAGUUGCCUCUCAUCGGUUGUGGUCUUCUCGACUUUGAGUGCCAAUGCAACUCCAAAAACUCGACCGCAAUCCUGCAACCGUGCUUGCUGGACAAGUGUACGUUUGAUGAAACGUUUGAAAUCCUUCGAGCACAAGCCGAUCUCUGCAAUCGACCACACGAUUCGUAUACACGGCUCAUGAUGGCCACAGCAUAUGUAACAGGCAUAAUACCUGUCGUUGCUAUUGCUAUGCGCUUCGCAUCGCGUUGGGUCGGUGGCAAUCACUUCUGGUGGGACGAUUGGAUCCAUCUGGUAUCAGCUAUGUUGUGUGUUCCGCUCAUGGUCUGCUUCAUACUCAACGUUGAUGCGGGAGUCGGCAAGCAUCUUUGGGACUUGACGUAUCAACGUGUAUACGACAUCGGGCUGUGGACCUACAUCAUCACCAUUCUUUGGGCAGUCGAGAUGUUGCUACUCAAGUACAGCAUAUUAUGCUUGUAUCUCCGCAUCUUUCCGAACAUAUGGUUGAAGCGGGCUGUCUUUGCCUUCAUGGCCUUCACAGCUUGCUUUACACUUCCCCUCAUCUUCACAGCAGCUAUCCGGUGCAAUCCGGUCCGGGCUCAGUGGGAUCUCGAGGCCGCAAAGACAGCAAAGUGCCUCGACUGGCUCAUCAUCCUGAAGUUGUCAGUUGUCUACGAGAUCAUUGCAGAGGUCGUCCUGUUCGCCCUUCCCGUUCCGAUCGUGCUCAAGCUGCAAAUGGCGACCGCAAAGAAGAUUGAGCUCCUCAUGUUCUUUGGUGUUGGUUUGCUUCUUAUCGGCGUCGCAAUUGCACGCGUGCCCUUCUUGAAGGGUGUUGUAGAUCAGAGCGACCAGACCUACACCAUCGUCGCCUCAUCUAUGAGUACCUUUAUUGCUAGCGGCCUCGGUCACGUCUGCGCUGCAGUCCCCACAAUACAGGCGUUGAUACGAUUCGUCAUCAAUGGCUUCAAGAACAAGACCCAAGCAGCCUCAAGCUAUGGCCAGAGUGGUCGGUCAUACGAAUCAAGCAAAAAGAAGAGCUACAGGUCGUUGGAAGACAAGAAGAGCGCCUGCUCAAGCUACUCAGGCGCCACAUUCAAGGUAUCAAAGCAACGAAGCAAGGACGGCAGCAAGGACCCGUACAGACUCUCGACACAAAACUUCACGAGGUUCGAGUGUGAUGGUGAUGAAGUGGGUGAAGAACGUUCCAUGGAGCUGCAACCAGCGGAGACCUUCGUCACCAAGCACACUUCCGGUCAGGCGGGAGAAUCGCAGAGUCAUGACAGCGGAGAACAACCCGCCACCGUUGUCGUGUCCAGUUCUGUUCUUGAGGAUUCAGCGUCCGACAAAGCUAUAUUAGACAGGGAGUACGUAAAGAGUACUUGA